AUGGAAAAUGGGAAAAUAACCGUUUACUGUAACCCGACGUACCUGAACGGCUCUACGGGGACAUUCUCCAGCCCGAACUACCCCAACAAGGAGUACCCCCGGGACCUGGACUGCACCUGGACCAUCACCGUGCACAUCGAGAAGAAGAUAAAAGUGACGUUUGACGUCUUCGAUGUCGAGUAUCACGACAACUGCGCGUACGACCACGUCAUUCUGGAAGAAAAUGGAGAACCAAUCAGCUUACCGGAUUUGGGACCUACGGAAAUAGAUGGUGAACCCGAAGAUUAUCCCGAUGUAGAUUUGGUCAAAAGGACUCAAGAUGGUGGAAAGUUCUGCGGUACGCUACCUGGCGACACGACAAUGAGGGGGAACUACACGUCUGUGAGCAACGUCAUGACCGUGAGGUUUAGGUCCGACACUUGGGUCUCCAAAACGGGAUUCAGCGCAACCUACUCCGCCAUAGACAAAGUGCCGGCGGUCUGCACGAACGUGGAGAAGCUGUGUGACGACCUGCUGGGGUGUGUCGCUCUUGCCAAGAUCUGCGACGGCUCCGAUGAUUGCCAGGAUAAGAGCGACGAGAGAAAUUGUGAAUGCGUUGAGAUUCCUACAGAGCUGGGCAUCUGCAAGGGUGCCAUCGACUACGGCAACAUGGUCUACCCUAACCUGUAUGGGCACCAGAACAAGAUGGCUCUCCUGGACUCCGACACCUUCGCCGAGCUGCAGUCCAUCCAGAACAACACGUGUCACGCGGACGUGUUCGCCAUGGUCUGCUCCAUGCUUGCUCCCAAGUGCGUGGAGGAAGUGGGGACAGGCAACGCCAGGAGGGGCGAGAUCAAACCACCGUGCAGGACGUGGUGCCCAGAGAUCAGCACCAGCUGUGCGGAUGCGAACCUGUUUCCUGAUGAGAUCUGUGGGACCCUGCCGUUCUCUGCAGACUGCUUCAUCAACCGCGCUGAUGACGUCACCAGCCCCCCACAGUCACCAACAGGACAAGGCGGCGGCUGUGGAGGCCUCCUGCCUCCCAAUACGGGAACCUUCAGUACGCCAAACUUCGGGAGUGGACACUACAGCGUCAACACCGACUGUGUCUGGUCCCUCCGCGUGAACCCUGGCUUAGUCCCACGGAUCACCUUCAACACCUUCAAGCUGGAGGCGGGGCCCUCUCCCGGGGACUGUCCGUUUGACUACGUCAGGGUCUUUGACGGAGAAUGGCCGGGCGGGAAGUUCAAAAGCGCCACGAAUAAGUUGUGUGGUGAGGUCCCGCCCGGAACCAACGUGACAACUGACAGCUACAUCCUGACCAUCAUCUUCUCCAGUGACAAGGGAGGGACCGAGGAGGGCUUCCUUGCCUCCUACACCACCGAUGACCGAGGUACCCUGACGUGUGGUGUCGGUGAGAAGUUGUGCGGGGACGGCGCCUUGUGUGUGUCCAUGGCCCGCCGCUGUGACGGCAGGUUCGACUGUUGGGAUAAAAGUGACGAGAGGGACUGCGAAUGCGAUCCUCUGGAAGGGGAGCUGCAGACGCUGUGUGAGAGUAGGGACGAGUCCGCCAACUUCAUGACCUUCCCUAACCUCAUCGGACAUGUCAGCUCCAGCAGUCUGACUGCUUCUCCGGAGUUCAAUGUGUAA
Branchiostoma floridae (Florida lancelet) is the source of this 1629-nucleotide messenger RNA. Its product is annotated as tolloid-like protein 2. The record is from RefSeq and is a predicted model, not a curated record. The coding region runs from base 1 to 1629 and encodes 542 amino acids. Lineage: Eukaryota; Metazoa; Chordata; Leptocardii; Amphioxiformes; Branchiostomatidae. Gene Ontology annotation, molecular function: protein binding. The transcript has 11 exons.